This is a messenger RNA of Letharia columbiana, 294 nucleotides long. RefSeq lists its product as uncharacterized. Gene Ontology annotation, molecular function: FAD binding; D-amino-acid oxidase activity. The record is from RefSeq and is a predicted model, not a curated record. Bases 1 to 294 code for a protein of 97 amino acids. Lineage: Eukaryota; Fungi; Ascomycota; Lecanoromycetes; Lecanorales; Parmeliaceae. The transcript is spliced from 4 exons.
AUGGCAUCUCCAAACCCCAAAGCCAAGCACGUAGCAGUCCUGGGAGCAGGCAUAACAGGUCUUCAGACAGCCCUCUAUCUCCUCGAUGCGGGAUAUCAAGUCACCAUCAUCGCAGAGUAUGUUCCUGGAGAUGAGAGUGCGCAUUAUGCUUCACCCUGGGCCGGAGGGCAAUGGCGGAGUCACGCCAAGGCACACGAGACGGAGUUGCAAGGGUGGGAUGCAGAGACGUAUAAGGAAUGGAUGGAUAUGGUGAGGAGAGGGAAGGGGACAGAGGUUGGAUUAGGGGUGAGUUGA